AUGAUGCAGAACCAGGAGGAACCAGAGGAACCCGAACUGCUGGAGAAACUACAACAUGAAAAUGAAAGCCUCAGAAAGGAGAUCGAGGAGAUGCGGACGGAGAUGGACGAGAUGCACGAUGCAUUUUAUGAAGAAGACACCUGCAGGCUGCACGAGCUGCGCCGAGAGCUGGAGCGCGCCAACAAGAACUGCAGGAUCCUGCAAUACAGGGUCCGCAAAGCCGAACGCAAACACCUGCGGUACGCCGAGGGCGGAGAGAUGGACGAGGAACUGCUGAGGAACCUGGAGCAGGACCUUAAGGUGGCCAAGGACGUGUCAGUGAGGCUCCACCACGAGCUGAAGAACGUGGAGGAGAAGCGGACGAGAACGGAGGAGGAGAACCAGAGACUGAGAGAGAAACUCAUCGAGCUGGAGGUCAACAAACAAGCACUGCAGAAUGAACUGGAGAGAACCAGAGAGGUUCAGAAGCGGAGAGGCAGUAAAGAAGCUCAGAGAGGGGAUAAGAUCUCAUACUUCAUCACUGAGGAGGACAGCGAGGACCUGAAGUGCCAGCUGGCGUUCAUUAAAGAGGAAGCGACCCUCAUGAGGAAGAAGAUGGCGACGCUGGAUAAGGAGAAGGACCUGUUGGAGCAGGAGCUGCAGAAGUACCACUCCUUUUAUGGCGAUUUCGACAGCCCGCAGUUCAAAGGUGAAGCCGUGGGCCCGCCCACCACCCGCCAAUCGGGUCUGAAGCUCCGCCUCCGGUUGGUUGAGGAGGAGGCCAGCAUCUUGGGACGCAAGAUCGUGGAACUAGAGUUGGAGAACCGUGACCUGAGAGACGAGCUCGAUAGCGUGAGAGGAGCUGUAGGGGGCGUGGCUGUUGUAAACCAAGGGGCGGGGCUUUACGAACUGAAGGAGCAGCUCCAGCUGUUGGAAGAGGAGGCGGAGCUCCUGCGGAGGAAUUCGGCCGACGCCGAGGAGCAGAACAGGAAGCUGAUGAGCGAGUUGAAGAAACUGAGGAGCAAAGAGGGAUCAAGGCGUGGCAGUUUAGGUGGAGCUUCGUCUUCGUUUGGGGAUGGAGCUCCUUCAUCUGCAGUGAUGGAGAUGCUGAAGGACGAGCUCAGGGCGGCGCGACUGCAAGUGAACGAGCUCAGCGGAAAAGUGAUGCAGCUGCAGUACGAGAAGAGGGUGAUGCUGUCCAGUCGAGGGGCUGGAGGAGGAACGGGAGGAGAACGACAAGAAGGUGGAGGAGAAGCAGGAGGUAAUGGAGAAGGAGGAAGUAAAGAAGGACUAGAAAACAAUAAAGAACAUGGAGAAGCAGGGCAGGUAGAUGGAGGAGGAAGAGUUGUAGGAAAUAGAGGAGAACUGGAAGCUGGAGAAGCAAUAAGUCAAGAAGGUGGAGGAAUUGUUGGACAAGAAACAGCCGUAGGGGCACGAGGAGAAGAAGGAACAGGAGAUUGUGGACGAAGAUGGUUACGAAGAGAAGGAGGAACGCAAGAAGUUCGAGAAUCAGGACAAGAAGGAGAAGCAAGAGCUGUAGAAAGUGGAGCAGGAGAAGGAGAAAGAUCAGGAAACCAUGGACAACAAGGAGUAGAAGGAACACGAGACAAAAAAGUCGAAGGUGGACGCAAAGUAGAAGGAGAACGUUCAGACAGAAACCGAGAAGAACACAGAGAAGAUGUCGGAGUACACGCUAAAGAAAGAGGAGCAGAAGGAGAAAAAGGAAAAGAAGAAGGUAGAGUUGGAGGAAGAGGAGCGGAGAGCGACUCCUCCUCGUCUUCAUCGCUUCUUCUUCCCCAGCAGAAGCGUGAAGGCCCUGUGGGAGGCGAAUCUGAAGAGACUCCACAACCGUCUCUCUCUGCACCUCCUCUGCUCCCUCGCUCGCCUCGCGAACGCCAGCAGAUGACGGAGAUCCGAGCCGAAGCUGAGAACUUGAUACACACCAUCGAGCUCCUCAUCAGCCACACUCGAGUGUUUACGGGUGAUGGAGAGACCGCCGGGCGAGAGGGUGAGGACCAUGGUGCUGCUGCUGGUGGUGCUGCUGCUGGUGAAGAUGAUGUGAGGAACCGAGAGCGCGAACUUCUCCAUCGUAUAGGCACACAGAUGAACGAGUUCAGGGACGAGCUGCAGGGGUUUAUGGGAUUUCUAGAGAGACUAGACGAAGGCAGACGGGAGGAGCCACACUCGGAGGAACGGCUAUCUAUGUUUCAGCCCCUCAUUUUACUCAUCCUCUUCCUCCUUCUGUUCUCCUCGCUCUCAUACGCCACCAUGUUUAAGCUCAUUUUCCUUUUCACUCUUUUCUUCGUCAUGUGA
Trichomycterus rosablanca is the source of this 2292-nucleotide messenger RNA. Its product is annotated as microtubule cross-linking factor 1-like. Bases 1 to 2292 code for a protein of 763 amino acids. Gene Ontology annotation, biological process: regulation of autophagy. The transcript is spliced from 6 exons. NCBI's taxonomy places the organism in Eukaryota, Metazoa, Chordata, Actinopteri, Siluriformes, Trichomycteridae. The record is from RefSeq and is a predicted model, not a curated record.